Molecule: messenger RNA, 425 nt
Organism: Linum tenue
Lineage: Eukaryota; Viridiplantae; Streptophyta; Magnoliopsida; Malpighiales; Linaceae
Source: the annotation of a GenBank genome assembly
CAGGCAUUUGCACGGCUGAGUGCAGUCUAUGGUGGUACAUAUAUGUUGAACAAACCUGAAUGCAAGGUACUCAAUCAUGAGUUUGGCUCUGUGACCUAAACUUAGAUAGCAAAAUGCUACCUGGACCUUUCCUCCCAUUGGCAAAUCUGACUUGAUGGCUUUGGUGUUUCGGGUAGAGUUUGAUGGUGAAGGCAAAGUUAUUGCGUCACCUCAGAAGGAGAAACUGCCAAGUGUAAGAAAGUGGUUUGUGAUUCAUCCUACUUGCCAGGACAGGUUAGAAAGGUCGGGAAAGUUGCAGGGCAAUUGCCAUCAUGAGCCACCCAAUUCCCAACACCAAUGACUCUCACUCAGUGCAGGUUAUUCUUCCACAAAAGCAGUUGGGUUGCAAAUCAAACAUGUAAGCUAUAUACUUCUGAUCCUUUUCC